GAACGAUGUUUAGUGAUAGGCGGUUGCGGAUUUUUAGGUCGACAUUUGUUGGAGAAAUUACUAGAGAGAGGAUACGAGGUCCAGGCUUUUGAUGUGAGAAAAUCAUUCGAUGACGACAGAAUUAAAGUCUUUGUUGGUGAUUUGUGUAAAAAGGAGGAACUGUUACCAGCGUUACAAGAUGUAGAUAUCGUAUUUCACUGUGCCACCCCGGCUCCCCUCAGUAAUAAUAAAGCUUUGUUUUAUAAAGUAAACUAUGAGGGCACCAAGACUAUUAUUCUGGCUUGUAAAGAGAUGAAAAUUAAGAAGUUUGUAUUAACGAGCAGUGCUAGCGUGGUGUAUGAAGGGAAAGAUAUAUUAAAUGGGAAAGAAGAUCUACCCUACGCUAAAAAUCCCAUUGACUAUUAUACAGAGACUAAGAUAUUACAGGAAAAGGUUGUUUUGGGGGCAAAUGAUGAUAAUUUCCAUUCAGUGGCUGUUCGACCUCAUGGUAUUUUUGGACCACGUGAUCCUCACAUGAUUCCGACGUCAGUAGAAAUGGCGCGAAAAGGAAAAACUAAAUUUAUUAUUGGGCAAAAUAUAGUAGAUUUCACCUUUGUAGAGAAUGUUGUACAUGGUCAUAUUCUGGCUGCAGAGAGUUUACACCGAGACUCAGUCGUCUGUGGCAAGGCUUACCAUAUCACAAACGACGAACCAAUCUACUUCUGGACCUUCAUGACAAAAUUACUGACGUCAUUUGGUUACGACGCGCCAAAAUACAAUUUACCAUAUUCCUUAGUGUACUUCAUCGCCUUGUUGCUCCAGUUCGUCUGCUGGAUUCUUAGUCCUUUAGUUGAAAUUAAACCGACCUUUACACCAAUGAAAGUGGCCCUGGCCGGAACGCACCAUUAUUACGAUUGUAGCCGGGCCAAACGAGAUUUAAAAUACAAACCGUUAGUCAGUCUGGAUGACGCUAUAGAACGUGCUGUAAAAAGUUACCCUGAGAUGAGGAAAGAUGCUAAACCAACUUGA
Lottia gigantea (owl limpet) is the source of this 1008-nucleotide messenger RNA. RefSeq lists its product as hypothetical. Gene Ontology annotation, molecular function: 3-beta-hydroxy-Delta5-steroid dehydrogenase (NAD+) activity. Lineage: Eukaryota; Metazoa; Mollusca; Gastropoda; Lottiidae. The annotation marks the transcript as partial. Gene Ontology annotation, biological process: steroid biosynthetic process. The record is from RefSeq and is a predicted model, not a curated record. The transcript has 6 exons.